Messenger RNA from Sporothrix schenckii 1099-18, 2199 nucleotides. RefSeq lists its product as uncharacterized. The record is from RefSeq and is a predicted model, not a curated record. Gene Ontology annotation, molecular function: protein kinase activity; ATP binding. The transcript is spliced from 3 exons. NCBI's taxonomy places the organism in Eukaryota, Fungi, Ascomycota, Sordariomycetes, Ophiostomatales, Ophiostomataceae. Gene Ontology annotation, biological process: protein phosphorylation. Bases 1 to 2199 code for a protein of 732 amino acids.
AUGGUGCAGACCAGACGUCAAGCCGCCGCCGCUGCCGCCGCCGCCGCCGCAGCGGCAGUAGCGGCAGCGGCAGCAGCGGCACAACAGCCACCCCAAGUCCAGCCGCAGCCGCAGCCACAGCCAUAUGCCGCAGGAGCACCGGCACUGAUACUGGGUGCACCUGGUGCAGGACCUCCGGCGCCUGCCCAAGGACCACAAGGAGGGCCAGGAGGGCCAGGCGGACCAGCACCUGGCGGAGCUCACCAAGUACAACAAGGCCAGCCACAGCAAGUUCAAGUACUGCGUCCGCCCGGGGGAGUAGUACCGGCACCCGCACCCGCACCACCACCGGCACCGGUACCGCCUCCACACCAAAAAUUACUGCCUGCCGCUCAGUAUGUGAUUCAGUGGAAGAAGAGUAACAAAAAUCGCCUGAAAUGCGUACCACCGCCACCUCUUGCCGAGCUCAUGACUCUAUUUGUGGAUCUCAUCAACAUUCUGGACACACAAAAUAUAUGGAAGAAAGAGAACUUCCCUGACAACACCACCGUCGGCGUACUCGAUAACCUGAAUCUUUUGAAAUCCGAGUUCCACAGCGCUUCUACCGCACCACACAGAAAGGGCAAGGGCGCACGACAGCGGAAGAUGGAAAAUUUUCAGAAAAAGCUGCCCGCGCAAGACCAAGCCGUCUUAUCGAAAGCUGAACAUGCCGUGGCGAGUUUUGUAUUGCUCUUGGAGAAUGCGGCGGCGGCAGUACCAGGUCCGGUACAUGUUCCGGUACCAGUGGUAGCACAGCCCGCGGUGGUAGCACAGCCCGCGGUGGCUCCUCAGCAAGCUCCUCCCGGUGGCGGAGCGGGUCUUGCAGUUGUCGCGGACAAUGAUUCCGUACGGAGGUGGCGGUCAUCCCCAGCUGGAUUCGGACUUUCCGCACCAGCAGCGCCCGGAAAUCAAGGACCGCCGGUGAUCGCGCAAAUGUCCCUACUUCCGCAAGGUGCACAACCACAGCAACAAGGACCGCAAGCACAGCAACAGGGCCCGCAAGCACAGCAGCAAGGACCGGGGCAGCAAGGAUCACAACUAUUGGCCAGGUUUAUCGCAAACCAUUUGCGACAAAAGUACAACAAUCUCACCAGUGCUGAAAAGAGGCGUCGAAGCUUGGCAGUGUAUUUCAGGAAAUACUACGCAGAGGGUUCUUUCGCCAAUUUUCGUUCUGCUGAUCACGUUGCUGCCAUCGCCCUGUGUAAAGUUCCCAAGCCCGGAGUGUGGCCUGGACUCAGCAACGGCUUGACGGAGAGCCGGUGGAACAAAUGCCAAAAAAAUCGACAGUAUGUGUCGGAGGAGCCAUCGGUUCUUAUUUGGCCUCGAGCACACUAUAAUGUGGACGGAGACUUUUACCCUCCUGGCGACCGGAGGCAAAAAGCACAAAGUCGGGUACCAUUUCUACGGAUGGGCAUUCACAACAGAAGGGCCGUGCUGCCACCAGAACUUCCAACUCUAGACAUGAAAAAGAAGAUGAAUGGCAUCUCAAGACUUCUAAACGAAACCGGGCUGCGUUUCCAGAAGGUCCUUGGACAAGGUGGAUUCGGUGUCACGGCACUUUAUCAAGUCAGAAGACGGGCGUCGCGGGUCCAAAAGCCGAUUCAAUUUGUGGUCAAGGCCGUGCUGGACGAUGAAACGAGCCUCUCCGAAGAGAAGGAGCAUUUGAAGCGAUUUCAAGGAUGUCGGCAUGUUGUCCAAAUUUACCAUACACACAAGAUCUCAGCCGAUCUUGUACAGAGGAAUCUAUACAAGAAGACACAGCGGCGUAUCGUGCAUUUUAAACUCGACCGCCUGGACACAGCCGAUGACAUCAUGUUUACCGAGUUCAUGAACCAUGGAAGUCUGGACGACUACAUUUCACGCAUACGCACGACGGGGAUGAUACUUCCAGCACGUGGUCAAUGGCGGAUACUGAGCUGCCUGGCCCAUCAACUUAUUGCGUUAAAGUACCCCCGGAACAUUAUUCGGCCUGAUGCUAUUCCGAGUACAGCCCCUACUUACGACAACGCGCUGGCCCACAAAAUAGACACCGAAAGGAUACCGCGGGAUCUCGAUGACAGCGAUGCCGUUGUUCAUUUUGAUAUCGACCCGAAUAACAGUACGUCGCCACCCCGUUUCGCUGCGUUGGCCAUGCCGCGUCCGUGCAUGUACGGACCACCGGAAAUUGAAGCAGCCUAUUAA